Messenger RNA from Bombina bombina (fire-bellied toad), 2451 nucleotides. It is a transcript of the gene ELK3, whose product is annotated as ETS transcription factor ELK3. Gene Ontology annotation, biological process: regulation of transcription by RNA polymerase II; cell differentiation. The coding region runs from base 432 to 1667 and encodes 411 amino acids. The transcript is spliced from 7 exons. Gene Ontology annotation, molecular function: DNA-binding transcription factor activity, RNA polymerase II-specific; sequence-specific DNA binding. Gene Ontology annotation, cellular component: nucleus. The record is from RefSeq and is a predicted model, not a curated record. Lineage: Eukaryota; Metazoa; Chordata; Amphibia; Anura; Bombinatoridae.
GUGAGCCGGCUCUCUGUCUGACUGCUCCAACUUCCUGCUCACACACACACCACUGAAAAAAAAAAGAAAAGAAAGAAAAAAAUCAGGAUCUCAUUACAACAGAAACGUUUGCAGAAGACUGUCAGGAUGGAAAACGAUGGGAUUUUACCAAAUUUAUUUUAGAGCAUGAAUAAGGAAAACUAAACUUUACGGAGCACAUAAGGAGUCUGGCAGGAGAGCAGCUGAAGUUUAACUUUUUACACAGGACUUACUCUGGUGAGCUGAGGAAAUUGUGAUGUAAAAUAUCUUCCUAUUUUACAUAGAGAUGCUCAGGGACCAUAAAGCUUCUGACAGAGAGAGGGAUGAACAGCACUGGCCUCUCCUGUGAGUUUCAGGAGCUUUCAAUUACACCCAUACUUGGACGAAGGACUGAAAUAAAAGUCUGAAAAGGUAUGGAGAGUGCUAUCACGCUGUGGCAGUUUCUGUUGCAAUUGCUUCUUGAUCAGAAACAUGAGCAUCUCAUUUGCUGGACAUCGAAUGAUGGUGAAUUCAAGCUUCUCAAGGCAGAGGAGGUGGCCAAGCUUUGGGGACUUAGGAAGAAUAAAACUAAUAUGAAUUAUGACAAACUGAGCCGGGCCCUCAGAUAUUAUUAUGAUAAGAACAUUAUAAAGAAAGUCAUUGGACAGAAGUUUGUCUACAAGUUUGUGUCCUUUCCGGAGAUAUUAAAAAUGGACCCCCAUGCCCUGGAAAUAAGUAGGGAGAAUUUGUUGCUGCAGGACAGCGAAUGUAAGAUUUCUUCUGAUCUCCGAGAGAGGCACAAGCAAACCUUGUCCACCUUAAAAAGUGCUAGCCGAAAUGAAUAUAUUCACUCAGGGCUUUAUUCAUCUUUCACUAUCAAUUCACUGCAAAACCAGACAGACAACUACAAAGUUAUCAAAAAAGAAAACUUGCAGGAUCAAGUGGAGGAGGAAGAGGAUGAAGAAGAAAAGCAUAAAGUCCUGAGCCCAGCAGAGGAAGUCAGAACUGUUAUCAGAUUUGUUACUAACAAAACAGACAGGCAAGCAGUCCGGCCUGUAGUUUCAUUACCAUCUACAUCGGAAGCUGGGGCUGCACCUUCUUUAAUGACCAUUAAAGGGUCCACCCACAGGUUAGACACAUCUAAUGUGUCCUCCCCAUCACCAUGCUCACGAUCCCCAUCACUAUCCCCUAACCUAUCCUUCCCAACAGAGCAGAGGAGCUUGUUUCUUGAGUACAACUGUCACAAUAUAGACACAGUGGAACCAUUAAAUCUCUCAUCAGGAUCCAAAACAAAGCUAUCCUAUCAGCCCCCAAAAGCUAAGAAGCCCAAAGGUCUAGAAAUCUGCUCUCCUCCUCUUCUCCUAUCUAGUAGUGACAUUGGAUCAAUUGCUCUGAAUAGCCCAGCACUUCCCUCAGGAUCUCUGACACCAGCUUUCUUCACUGCUCAGACGCCAAAUGGGUUAUUGUUAACGCCCAGCCCACUCCUGUCCAGCAUUCACUUCUGGAGCAGCCUGAGUCCGGUAGCUCCUUUGAGUCCUGCCAGGCUGCAAGGACCAAACAGCUUAUUUCAGUUUCCAAGCUUAUUAAAUGGUCACUUACCAAUGCAGUUGCCCGGGUUAGACAGAGCUUCGUCUCCAGUGCUGCUAUCUUCAAAUGUACACAAAUCAUGAUGUCGCACUAUGGACUGGUUGAUUAAAUAAAUAAUUUACCCGUAACCAUCCCCGAUGUCCAGAGAUAUGUAAACAUAUAUACAUUCAGAUUGCACCUUUCUUUUCAUGAUGUUAACCUCAUGCUGUUGAUGUGUUUUAUACCAGUAUAUGGAAGUUAAUAUGUAUUGCGUGUCUUUUAUGAGUCUAUGCCAGUGUUUCUCAAUUCCAUUCCAGAUUAUCAUGAUAGCUGAACUAGAACAUUGGUGAAAUAAUCAGCUGAUCAGUUACCAUAGAUACUAACCUGUUCUCACCCUUCAGCUGAUUAUUUAACCUGUUCUCUAGUUAGGAUAUCAUAAAAAUCUGGCCUGUUAGAGGGUACUUGAGGACUGGAGUUAAGAAAUAUUGGUCUAUGCUUCCAAAGUGUUGAGCACUAUUGAACUCUCUUUCCAUGCCUUGACAAAACGGUGCAAAGCCGUCUUUGCUCCCCCCAUCUUAUGUUAUGCACUUGAGCUUUUGUAAACUAUAACCGGCUGUGCCUUCUUUUGCAUUGGUUUGUAAAUUCUUUUUUUUCUAUUUUUUUAAUUAUGGGAACAAUAAAAACAAGACGCCUGAGAGUGUUUUAACCCCUUGACGUAGAAAAGGCUGAAAUGUAGCCUACUCUUGACGUUAAGGGGUUACAUUUUCCCCAAUAUAAUGUAUUUCAGCAAUGUUUGUAUUUAGUGCUUUUAAUGUAAUAUUGAAAUAUGGCCUCACACUUUUUUCUGUUGGGAACAAAAAAAGCAAUAAAUAAUAUGUUAAAACAAAA